Syngnathus acus (greater pipefish) is the source of this 1730-nucleotide messenger RNA. Its product is annotated as phospholipid transfer protein. Gene Ontology annotation, biological process: high-density lipoprotein particle remodeling; ceramide transport; phospholipid transport. The coding region runs from base 113 to 1618 and encodes 501 amino acids. The transcript has 16 exons. The record is from RefSeq and is a predicted model, not a curated record. Lineage: Eukaryota; Metazoa; Chordata; Actinopteri; Syngnathiformes; Syngnathidae. Gene Ontology annotation, molecular function: diacylglycerol binding; phosphatidylcholine binding; phosphatidic acid transfer activity.
CCGCAUUUUGAAAUGAAUGGCGUAAUUUCCUGUACGAGACGACCGCACGUGGGGUCCGAAUUCACCUCAAACUUGUACCAAAUGGCCAGGGUUGAUGCUGGGGUAGCCCAAGAUGGCCUUGAAAGCGUUCUCCGGAAAUGACGCUCUGGCCUUCUGCAUGGCGUUGACAACCCGGCCCCGCCCCUUCCUCCUCGUCUGCGCACUGACGUGGGCGAUGGUGGUUGCCGAGCCGGCCGGAUGCAAGAUCCGCAUCACGGACAAAGGCCUGGACAUCCUCAAGUGGGAGACGCAGAAGUUUGUGGCGGAGGAGCUGAGCAACAUCAGCAUGCCCGAGAUGAGUGGCAAGGAGGGAAACUUCCAGUACACCGUCAGCGAUGUGAAGAUCACAGCUCUCAACCUGACUUACGCCGACUUGAGCUUCUCGCCCGAGGCGGGCGUGAUGUUCGACGUCCAGAACUCGUCCAUCGCGCUCAGUUUCCACCGACAGCUCCUCUACUGGUUCUUUUACGACACAGGAAAGAUCGAGGCGUCGGCCGAGGGCGUCCGCAUUAACGCAGCACUCGGCUUGGGCCGAGACACACGCGGACGCCUCAAGAUCAACAACGUCACCUGUGAAGCCAAAAUCCAGAGGAUGAGGGCAAGGUUUGGCGGGACGCUCGGGAGAGUCUACAACUUCCUGGGCAAGUUCCUCACCACCGGCAUGCGCUUACUCCUCAACAAGCAGAUCUGUCCGGCCUUGCAGCAGGCGUCUCUGCUGCAUGUCAACUCCAUGCUGGAGAGCAUUCCUGUGAGAGCGGAGGUGGACAGCUACAUCGGGAUCGACUACGCACUGACAGACGACCCGUUGGUGACGUCUCGGAGCCUGGAUAUGAACUUCCGAGGGAUGUUCUUCCACCUGCGGGACGACGAGCAUGACGCACUGGGCAACUACGCAGUGGAGCCCACGAUCCUAGAGUACGACAGGAUGGUCUACUUGGCCCUAUCGGAGUUCUUCUUUGACAGCGGGCUGUUCUCCUACUACAAGGCGGGAAUUUUCCAGAUGAACAUCACCAACGACAACAUGCCCAAAGAUUUGGAGAUGCUGCUGAGGACAACCUACUUUGGAACCAUCAUGAUGCUGAAUCCGGCGUUGAUGGACUCGCCCGUGUCUUUGGAAAUGGCUGUCAAUGCACCGCCAAAGUCCACCAUCAAGACGUCCGGCGCCACCGUCGCCAUGACGGCUGUGGUCAAGGUGAUGAUGAUGCCUGCCGGCCAGCCGCCCAUGCAGCUCAGCAGUAUGACCAUGGAAAGCAAAUUUAACGCCAACGUUUUUAUUCGAGGAAAACGCUUGGCGGUACAAGUAGACCUGCGCAGGUUCAAAAUCUACUCCAACCAGUCAGCGUUGGAAUCUCUGGCACUGAUUCCACUGCAGGCUCCUCUGAAGACCAUGUUGCAGAUGUCCGUGGUACCUCUUAUCAACAACUGGAUCAAGCGAGGUGUUCGUAUUCCUCUGGCAGAUGGGAUGGACCUCAUCGAGGAAGUGGUGGAGUACCACAAUGGUUUCAUCGUGAUUGGAGCAAACCUCCACUUCAACAAAAGCCUGAGGGAGAUGGUGGCCAUCCCUGUUGCUGCCAAAUGAAUACGCACCGUGCGUGCGUCCAUCGGCCUUUGUGUUCACACACGCACACACACGUUAAGAGGAAUGUAAAUAUGAAAAUAAGUACACGCAUGUAUACUGUUGUGUAAUUUUC